AUGGCGGGCUCUCCGGAGGCGGCGGAGGAGGCGGAGCAGGGCCCAGAACCCCGAGCCGGGGUCGCGGUGCGGCGGGGGAAGAGGACUGCCCCGACAGCCGCAGACCCGCAGCCGGCCAAGCUGAGCCGCGCCGAGCUCUACAAGCCGCCGACCAGCGAGGAGCUGACCCAGCUGAAGGAGACGGAAGAUCUAUUCCACUCCAGCUUGCUCCGCCUGCAGAUUGAAGAGCUUUUGAAGGAGGUGACAUUGAAGGAGACGAAGAAGAAGAAGAUUGAUGCCUUCCUUCAUGAAAUUAACAGCCUGUUGGGUGCUAUCCCAGAGACUCCAGAAACUGAACUCACUGACCAGGCCUGGCUUUCCAAGGAUGUGAGGGUCCCAUUCCUGCAAGUGCCAUUCAACGUCAAGGGAAGGUUCCACUUUGUGCCCCCAGCCGAGCUGAAGGUGGUGGGCAGUUACCUGCUGGGUACCUGCAUUAGGCCAGAGAUCAAUGUGGACAUUGCAGUGACCAUGCCACGGGAAAUCUUUCAGGACAAAGACAACUUGAAUCAACGCUACCACCGGAAGAGAGCCCUGUACCUGUCCCACAUUGCCCAGCAUUUGUCCAAGGAGAAACUCUUUGGCAGCGUGAAGUUUGCCUACAUGGACAGCAACCAUCUGAAGCCCAUCCUCCUCCUGAGGCCUCAAGGCAAGGAUGAGAAGAUGGUCACGGUCCGACUCCAUGCUUGUCCGGAGUCGGGUCUCUUCAAACCCAGCCGCUUCUAUCCGAGCAAGAACAACGUCCGGACCGCCUGGUUCAUGGAGCAGAGCGCCCCCAAAGAAGGAGCCACUGAGCCCCCGACCCCGCACUACAACAACUCCAUCCUCUGUGACACAGUGAUGCUCUCCCACCUGCAUUUCUUGUCUAAUGCAGCCACAGACUUCCCAGGCAUGAAAGAUGGCCUAGCCCUCCUCAAAGUUUGGCUGAACCAGCGGCAGCUGAGCAAGGGCUUGGGGUGCUUCAGUGGCUUCUUGGUUUCCAUGCUUGUUGCCUACCUGCUGAUGAAGCGCAAGAUUGUCAAGAUGAUGAGUGGGUACCAGGUGUUGAGGAGCACGCUGCAGUUCCUGGCCACCACAGACCUGAGUGUGACAGGGAUCAGUCUAGCCAAGGAUGCUGACCCCUCCCUGCCUGUCCUGGAUGAUUUCCACCAGGCAUUUGAAGUGGUCUUUGUGGAUCCCUCUGGACUGGUGAAUCUCUGUGCUGAUAUGACUGCCAGCAAAUACCACCAGGUCCAGUUUGAAGCCAAGCGCUCUAUGGAGAUUUUGGAUGACCGGAUGGUGGAUGGCUUUCAGGUGCUGCUCAUGACCCCGAAGCCCAUGCUCAGGACCUUUGACCAUGUCUUCCACCUGAAGCAUGUCUCCAAGCUGCAGGGUGCCUGCAAGAAGAUGCAGCUGCUGAAUGAGCUGAUGGAUCGGGGUGGGAACUAUGUGGCUGCAGCCCUGCCCUUCGUUGUCUCUCUGCUGGCACGUGGUCUGUCCCAGAGAGCACAGCUUGUGGCUCACUCCCUGCCCCAGAUCCCUGAGUGGCCAAUUGAUGCUGAGCCCCCAAAACACAAGGAUGUCGGGCCCCUGACGUUUGGGCUCCUGUUUGUCCCAGAGUUUGCUGCUAGCAUGCUGGAGAAGGGUCCUCAGGCUGAUCACCCCGAGGCCUUGGAGUUCCGGACCUUCUGGGGAGAGAAGUCAGAGCUGCGUCGGUUCCAGGAUGGGAGCAUCUGUGAGGCUGUGGUGUGGGAGGCCAGCACUGUCUGCCAGAAGCGCCUCAUUCCUGAGCAGAUCAUCAGGCACCUGCUGAAGCUCCAUGCAGACAUUCCUGAGUCCUCCAUCUGCUACACAGGAGCUCUGCUGGAAUCUGUGAUCAGGACUGGGAAAGAGGCAUGGGGAACAGGCGAGGAGGCCAUGGUCAGUGUUGUCUGCUCCUACGAUGACCUGAGCCGCAAGCUUUGGAACCUGAAGGAGCUGCCGCUGACAGUGACGGCUGUGCAGGGUGUGCAUCCAGCCCUCCGCUACACAGAUGUCUUUCCUCCCAUUCCUGUGAAGCCAAUUUAUUCCUUCCAUAACAGAAAGAAGCACUUGCUGCUUCCUUCGGAGGAGAAACCCUGCCCAGCCUACAUAACCCCUUUGAAGAUCAUCUGCCACAUGGAAGGCAGUGGCCAGUGGCCACAGGACAAAGGAGCCAUCAAGCGCAUCAAGGCUGCUUUCCACCUCCAGCUGGCUGAGCUCCUCCGGCAGCAGCACCAGCUGGUUUGCAGACCUGCAGUCACCCACACUGAUGUGUACAAGGAUGGCUACGUUUUCCGUCUCCAAGUGGCUUACCACCGGGAGCCCCUGAUCUUGAAGGAAGUGGUCACUCCAGAAGGGAUGCUCAAGUACCAGGACACAGAAGAAUCUCGGCAGCUGGAGCUGGAAACAUUGCAUCUUCCCUACCUAACCAGCUCGCUGCAUGGGCUCCAGCAGCAGCACCCUGUUUUUGGCAGCACUUCCCGGCUGGCCAAGCGUUGGAUCAGCGCCCAGCUCCUGAGUGACAGCAUCUCUGAAGAGUGUGUGGACCUCCUUGUGGCAUUUCUCUUCCUCCACCCAGCCCCAUUCACACCACCCAGCUCUCCACAGGUGGGCUUCCUGCGCUUCCUUAACUUGCUGGCAACCUUUGACUGGAAAAACAACCCUCUGAUUGUCAACCUAAACACUGGCCUCACAGGUUGGAGCCACAAGAGACCAUGGGAUUGUCUUGACUCUGCAAAGUCAUGGGGUGGGGGAGAUAGUUACACCCAGCUUUUAAAGCUGAUUUAUAAAAAAGAUUCUGACUGCACAGAGAUCAAGAACAAGUUUGUAGCAGCUCGCUCUCGCCUCCCUAUCAUGUUCCUGGCCACUCCUAAAGACCAGUGGAGCUCCAUGUGGACCCGGGAGCGCCCCUCAGCACAGAUCCUGCAGCGCCUUGUCCUGCUCGCCUCGGAGUCUCGGCGUGCCCUGGAGGAGCAGCUCAUGGACCCACUCAGUGACCAGGAUGUGAAGAUGGUCUUCCGCCCUCCUCUGGACUUCUACGAUGUCCUGAUCCACCUGAAUCCAAACCAGAUUCCUCGGCACCUGGAGAGCGUGGACCGGCCGGUGAAAUCGACUUCCCGUGGGGUGGUGAAGAACAGCUCUGCCAUGAAUAUCCUCUUUCCUGUGGUGGAUUAUGACCCUGUGCAGCUGUACCUCCAGGAGCUGAGAGGUGCCUUCGAUGAUCUUGCCUUGUUCUUCUAUGACAAGCAUGGGGGGGAAGUGAUUGCAGUUUUGUGGAAACCUCUGAGCUUCCAGCCUCAGCCUUUUAAGGUCUCCAGCAUGAAAGGAAGGAAGGUGACAACUCUGAACAACGAGCUGGUCUGUGUUCCCAAUGUGGAGGCAAUUCUGGAGGACUUUGAGAUUUUGGGAGAAGGCCUGGUCAGAAGUGUAGAAGCCCAUACAGAGAAAUGGACUAUCUAAAACCACUGAGAGGUGUCAGAAUGGCCUGUCCUGAAGCAGUUUGUUCCCUGGGUCUGUGCCUUUCUAUAAAUCAGUCCUAGAAGAGCCUUUUAGCUUUCUAAAUCCCAGAAGUGUCUGUUUUACUUUAUUUAUCUUUAUAUGUAUGGUUCAGAAAAGCAAUGGGACCUGUUACUGUUUUCAAGAAUACAAAUGCCUUUUUAUUUUGAAGAAAAUAUAAAG
This is a messenger RNA of Cinclus cinclus, 3714 nucleotides long. It is a transcript of the gene NOL6, whose product is annotated as nucleolar protein 6. The record is from RefSeq and is a predicted model, not a curated record. Bases 1 to 3495 code for a protein of 1164 amino acids. Gene Ontology annotation, cellular component: UTP-C complex; small-subunit processome; CURI complex. The transcript has 27 exons. Gene Ontology annotation, biological process: rRNA processing; tRNA export from nucleus. Lineage: Eukaryota; Metazoa; Chordata; Aves; Passeriformes; Cinclidae.